Messenger RNA from Scaptodrosophila lebanonensis, 1415 nucleotides. Its product is annotated as glutamate transporter polyphemus-like. Gene Ontology annotation, biological process: amino acid transmembrane transport. The record is from RefSeq and is a predicted model, not a curated record. The coding region runs from base 86 to 1393 and encodes 435 amino acids. Gene Ontology annotation, molecular function: amino acid transmembrane transporter activity. NCBI's taxonomy places the organism in Eukaryota, Metazoa, Arthropoda, Insecta, Diptera, Drosophilidae. The transcript is spliced from 6 exons. Gene Ontology annotation, cellular component: vacuolar membrane.
UUCACUGUCGUAUUUAUAUUUUUAUAUUUUUGGUAUUCGUUUGCUCAAACGACGCAUAUAGGAUUAAUAUAGGGCAGCUCUUACAAUGGCUGAGGGGGACUUUAAUCCUUAUGAGCAUCGAAAUGUGGAAAAACCACUCACCAAUUGUGAUACAUUCAUAUCUCUGCUGAAAUGCGUUAUUGGUACCGGCGUCCUGGCCAUGCCCCUCGCCAUCGCGUACACUGGCAUGAUAGGUGGUGCGGUGCUAACCACAAUAACCACCAUAGUUCUAACCUAUGGCAUGCAUCUGUUGAUCCAUUGCAUGGUGGAGGCGGCGCGCCAAAAACAGGUAGGCUACGCGACAUUUCCAGAGGCUAUGGCGCACGCUUUUAGCCAGGGACCGGGAUGUUUUCGUUAUAUGGCCCGUUGUUCGGGUUGGUUCGUGGAUGGGGUUCUGGGCUUUUCGCAGUACUGCAUCGGAGUGGUUUACAUUGUGUUUGUGGCAUAUAAUUGGAAGCAACUAUUGGACCACUUAUGGACCCCGAUCGACUUACACAUCUUGAUUGUAGUUGUUGGCUGCAUGUUGUUGCCAUUGUUUCUCAUACGACAUCUUAAGUAUUUGGUGCCGUUCAAUAUAAUUGCAAAUAUAUGCAUGUAUUUGGGAUUCAUGGCCAUUUCGUACUAUCUCGUUAGGGGGCUACCAGAAAUAACUGAUCGAAGGAUGUUCGGCGAUCCGUUGCUACUGCCGCUCUUCUUCGGCAUUGUGCUCUUUGCCGUGACUGCAGUGGGCGUGAUGCUGUCCAUUGAAUCAAAUAUGGCAAAUCCGGGAGCCUAUCUGGGCUGUUGUGGCAUACUAAAUCGCGGCAUUAUCUUUGUGAUUGUAACAAACGUGGCCUUUGGAAUGAUUGGAUACUGGCGUUAUGGGGACAGUCUGGGUGCCAGUGUUACUUUAAACGUGCCUCAGGAUGAAUUUCUCUCACAGUUCUCAAAAUUUGCGAUUUCCUUGGCCGUAUUCCUUACCUAUCCACUGGCCGGAUAUGUGACCAUUGAUAUAAUUAUGAACCACUAUGUCCUGAAGGAUCGUGAAGUAAAGAACCCGCACAUGAUCGAGUACGCUGUACGCUUCUCUUUUGUUGUACUCAACACAUUGAAUGCCCUAGCUUUCCCCAAUUUGGGUCCACUAUUAGCGCUGGUUGGCGCAUUCACCAUUUCCAUAUUGAACCUAAUAUUUCCGGCCAUCAUUGAAAUAUGUCUGCUCUAUGCAAGUACCUAUGGUACGGGCAAGUGGAAGUUAUGGAAGGAUAUAGCUUUGAUCAUAAUUGGUGCGGCCAUACUGGUUACUGGUACGUACACUGCUAUUUUGGAUAUAAUCAGAGAAUAUGGCGGCGGUUCAUCCAAAAGAUUAGAAGACUAAUAAAAACCUACUAAAAAAUAAA